CUAGACCAUUCUCUCCCUCUCUCAGCCGUCUCCCGUCUCUGCCUAUCAGCUUCUCAAGUCUCGCCCUCUUUGGCCUCAUUGCGCAGGGAGAGUGGGAGACGGCCAGACGGGGAUUCUUCACUUCUUCAGCCGCAGGUCGCAGCUUACAGUCGCCACUCGCCACCCUUAGUUCUCCGCCGCCACCGGCCGACGCCAGCCGCCUGCCAGGGACGCCACCGCCCACCGGCCGACGCCAGAUCGCUCAUCGGCUCAUCGCUGCACCGCCAGCUGCCCAUCUCCAUUGCCGUAUUUCCGUCUGCCCAUCUCCAUUGCUCCAGGACUCCAUUCUCCUAAUCUCCAGCAACGAACAGAGUAACAUUGGGUAGUGGGACAUUUUUACAGAACCUUUUACUAAAGAACAGGGGUGCAGAAGUGAGCAGAACUGCUGACCGUAAUUUACCUAAAUGUAAGUAUUCAUUUAUCUGAUUUAAGUUUUAAUGUGCUCAAUGUUCAUCCGGUUGACCCGUUCUAUCAAAUCGGGUCAACAAGAUAAGCAUUGAGCACAUUAAAAUUUAAUAAAUGCAAUGGCAAAAUUAUCGAAUUCGGAUCCGAUUGAUAACUUGACCCGUUUUAUCGAAUGUAAGUAUUCGUUAUCGUUUUUAGUUAAGAUGGUUUAGCCCGCCCAUUAAUCCGACAACCCGAGGUUUAGGGUUAGGGCUAGCCCGAAUCCGAGAAUAAAAUAUAAUUAACCGACAGCCCGAAUCCUAUAAGUCCGACAACCUGACAGGGUUAGCCCGAAACCGACAGGGCUGGCCCGAUUGACAUCCCUUAAAACUCGAAGGGGUGGAGGCAAAUUGCUGUGCUUCAAUCACAGUUUCCUUGUGGAAUUAAGGUAGGGGAGCGAAGGUGGUGCUCAUUUUUCAGCUAUCAAUGGCUCAUACCAGAACCUCCUCGCACUUCCAACUCUUAUCCUCCCUUUCUAAAACCUCGUGUAAACUCUCCAAAUUUGGAAAUUAUAAUUCCUUCUUUUAUGUUCGUGCUCUAUGCUCUUGCUCCAGUCAUCACCAGGCAAACGGGACAAUUGAUUUGUCAAACUACAAAGAGACUUUUGCCAAGCGCAUGGCCAUGGCUGGCCUCAAACCUCAUCACCGUAUUGCAUUGGGUGUUUCUGGUGGUCCCGACAGCAUGGCCUUGUGUGUAUUAGCUGCGUCAUGGAAAACAAGCAGUCAUGAUAUUGGUCUUAUUGCUGAUAAGAGAAGCGAGUCCAUUGAUGGACUUUUGGCUAUUGUUGUUGACCAUGGAUUACGCUCUGAGAGUAAAGCUGAGGCCAAUCUUGUUCAGCGUCGAGUUACUGAUAUGGGAAUUAAAUGUGAGAUUGCUCACUGUGAAUGGCCUGAAGGUAGACCAAAACAGGGACACUUGCAAGAAGCAGCUCGUAAUAAAAGAUAUGAAAUUUUGCAAAGUGUUUGCAUCCAACAUCACAUGAGCGUGAUAUUAAUUGCACAUCAUGCAGAUGACCAGGCAGAGUUGUUCAUUCUGAGAUUAUCUCGGAAUAGUGGUGUGCUUGGGCUUGCUGGUAUGGCGUUUGUAUCAGAAUUGUUCUAUAAACAACCAUCUUCCAAUCUGGAAUCUUUCGGACACCGUAGAUCUGUAUUGGUUAGACCGCUCUUGGAAUUCUCAAAAGAAGAUAUGUACAAGAUAUGUCAAGCGGCCCACCAAGAAUGGGUGGAGGAUCCAACUAAUCGAAGCCAAUUAUUUGCUCGUAAUAGAAUUCGAAUGUCAUUGACCAACUUGUCAUCAUCUGCCUUCAAAUCCGAGUUACAAGAUCUUAUAACAACCUGUCGAAGAACAAGGUUGCAUGUUGACAGAAUUUGUUCCAACCUAAUUCAUCAUGCCGUGAUCAUCACACCUCUAGGGUAUGCAGUGGUUGAUCUAGGACUUCUGAAUCCCUCAAAAGUCAAGGACAUAAUCCUUUCAAAGUUCAUUUCCUUAAUUUUACAGUUUGUUUCCCAAAGACAAAGACCUAUUCGAGGGAGUGCUUUAAAGUUGCUACUUGACUAUAUUCGUACUUUCCCAUGCAAGACCUGCCUUACAGCAGCUGGUUGUUACCUAAGUCCAGCACCUGGUUCCAAAGGCACCAAAAUGUUGGUCUGCUGCUCUCCCAAUGCCGAUCUCCCAUUGAAGACGGAAUUACUGGAUACAUCUGUCAAUGAAGUGCGGAACUGCUAUUCAAGUGAUGUAGAGCAAAUAAUAACAGAAGCAAAAUUAUAUGCAGAUCAAUUUUCUCAGGAUGAAUUGGGUGUGCGAUAUUUAGAUUUAAGACCUUCAGAUUCUCUUCUAGUUGAAGCCAAAAGGCAAGGCGUUCUUAGUGAGUCUACGUAUUGGAGUAUUGUUUCUUUGCAGAAAAAGGAGAGUGAAAAUUUCAGGUCUAAAUCUGAUACCAUCCUUGAUUUCCAGUUUGAAAAUGAAGAAUCUGCCAAUGAUGUUCCAAGCAGAGUACUUUACGAAGAGAAAACUGGUUACUUCAUGAACAGGUUUUUGGUGAAAUGGAAUUUGAACAAGAAAAUGUCUUGCAACUUGUUUUCCACGAAAGACACAGAUCUUAGUAGAGUGGAAAAUUGGAACUCUUGCAGUUCACGUGUAAUUGGUCAUGAUUUGUUAGUUGAGGUGCGGCACAUGGUGGAUGCUGAUUGGCUGUACCUUGCAAAGCUAGCAGAGAGUCAGAAUGAACGAUUAGUUCCAUUUCCUUCUGGUGUUGACCGUAAAACUGGGAGAAUCUCAUGUUCUGAUUAUGUGAAGCAAUCAGCCGAAAGGGCUCUCCUUACGUUGAAAUCUAUUCCAGUUGCUGCAAGAAGAACUCUACCUGUCUUGGUUAACAGUGAUGGACUACUAUUAAGCAUCCCGAGUAUUGAGUUCCAGCACUGUCCCUGCUUGGAGGCUUCUGCUGUGUUCAAGCCCAUGGUACCACUUGGUGCUGGUUACACUUCAUUCCUCUAGUUUUUACUUUUAAUUUAUUGGACCGUUGUACACCUACCUUAGUGUAGUCUAAUGAGUUAUGUUGUAAUCUUUUAUUUGUAAGGUUAUAUUAUUUGAUUGUUUAGGAUGUUGUAUUUACUGUAGUUGGCAUAUUCAUUAAUUGUAUUAAAAAUAUAUGCUUGUUAAUCGAGUUUUGUUUGUAAUAUAUUACUCUUUUUGUCUCA
This is a messenger RNA of Ipomoea triloba (trilobed morning glory), 3179 nucleotides long. RefSeq lists its product as uncharacterized. The record is from RefSeq and is a predicted model, not a curated record. NCBI's taxonomy places the organism in Eukaryota, Viridiplantae, Streptophyta, Magnoliopsida, Solanales, Convolvulaceae. The coding region runs from base 910 to 2976 and encodes 688 amino acids. Gene Ontology annotation, biological process: tRNA processing. The transcript has 13 exons. Gene Ontology annotation, molecular function: ligase activity, forming carbon-nitrogen bonds; ATP binding.